This is a messenger RNA of Anopheles nili, 664 nucleotides long. RefSeq names its product 40S ribosomal protein S26 (gene RpS26). Gene Ontology annotation, biological process: translation. Bases 71 to 418 code for a protein of 115 amino acids. NCBI's taxonomy places the organism in Eukaryota, Metazoa, Arthropoda, Insecta, Diptera, Culicidae. The record is from RefSeq and is a predicted model, not a curated record. The transcript has 3 exons. Gene Ontology annotation, molecular function: mRNA binding; structural constituent of ribosome. Gene Ontology annotation, cellular component: cytosolic small ribosomal subunit; ribosome.
GCUUCGUGCUAGAAUAGGAUAGCUCUUGACGUUCUCUACUUCCGUGUCACCGAAUCGAUCUGUCACCAAAAUGACCAAAAAGAGGCGUAAUGGAGGACGUUGCAAGCACAACCGCGGACAUGUGAAGGCGGUCCGUUGCACCAACUGUGCCCGUUGCGUGCCGAAGGAUAAGGCGAUCAAGAAGUUCGUCAUUCGCAACAUCGUUGAGGCCGCGGCUGUCCGGGACAUCUCCGACGCUUCGGUAUACAGCUCAUACGUAUUGCCUAAGUUGUAUGCCAAGUUGCACUACUGCGUGUCGUGCGCCAUCCACUCGAAGGUUGUCCGUAACCGUUCGAAGGAGGCCCGUCGUAUCCGUACGCCACCGCAGCGAUCCUUCCCGAAGGACAUGAACCGCCAGCAGAACGCGCAGCGAAAGUAAGCAACCGUCUGCUGCGGGACUUGCUCUGUCGCCUGUCGUUUUCGCAACACCAUCCGAUCGACGAUGGAAGGCCAGGUCGUGCGUAAUUCGAUAACGGUGGGAUUGUUUCAUCGGGCAAUGUUUGCUCACGAGUUGAUGCAUUCAAGUUUCGUGUUUCUAACUAUGUAAGAGGAAACAAGAAUGUGGAGAAUUAAAAAUUCGCGUAAAAUAUAAUACCUCCCCUUUGAAGGAAUUCCAUCUAAUCGA